This is a messenger RNA of Gasterosteus aculeatus aculeatus (three-spined stickleback), 2191 nucleotides long. It is a transcript of the gene vrk2, whose product is annotated as VRK serine/threonine kinase 2. Gene Ontology annotation, molecular function: protein kinase activity; ATP binding. Gene Ontology annotation, biological process: protein phosphorylation. Lineage: Eukaryota; Metazoa; Chordata; Actinopteri; Perciformes; Gasterosteidae. The record is from RefSeq and is a predicted model, not a curated record.
GGGACAAGUUCCCGGAAGUGAUGACGUUAGGUUUCUGUUUCUCUCCGGGCUGUUGUGAAAGUGGAAAUAAUGCUGCCACUCCAGUUUACGGUCUGUCGGUACGUUUCGACCCAAAGGCUCAUCUGACGCCGUAACGGGACUUCAGCUUGAUUGUCUUUGGAGGUCGAAACUUUGUGGUUGUCAUGGCGCCGCCACUAAAGAGGGCGUUACCCAAAGCGCUGCCAGCGGGCUUCAUACUGACGGACAGCGAGAAGAAGAAGUGGAGGCUCGGCGGAAUAAUCGGCCACGGUGGCUGCGGGACGAUCUACCUCGCCUCCCGUGAUUUGGACAGAGACGUUCCUGCAGACACUGACUUUGUCUUAAAAGUGGAGUCCCGGGAGAACGGCCCCCUGUUCUCGGAGCUCAAGUUCUACCAGAGGGCAGCCAAGCCGGGGAACGUGCAAAAAUGGAAGCAAAGCAGGAAACUGGACUUCCUGGGGAUCCCAACAUACUGGGGAUCAGGACUCGCUGAACACAAUGAACUCAGGUAUCGCUUCAUGGUGAUGGAGCGACUGGGCACCGACCUUCAGAAAGUCGUUGAAUCCAGCGGCGGUCGUCUGGAGGCGGCCAGCGUUCUCCAGCUGGGUCAAGGACUAGUGGAUGUACUGGAGUACAUUCAUGAGAACGAGUACGUCCAUGCAGACAUUAAAGCUGCCAACCUCAUGCUGUGUUGUAGAGACACCGAAAAGGUCUAUCUGGCAGACUAUGGGCUGUCCUACAGAUACUGUCCUGAUGGGGAGCACAAGCAGUACAAGGAGAACCCCAAGAAGGGUCACAAUGGAACCAUCGAAUACACCAGCCUGGACGCCCACAGAGGAGCUGCUCCAUCGAGACGUGGCGACCUCCAGAUUUUGGGGUUUUGUCUUCUUCACUGGUUGUGCGGCUCUCUGCCUUGGAAUAAACUUGUCAAGAAGCCGACUGAGGUGCAGGAGGCCAAGCAGAGACUCAUGGACAAUCUGCCAGACUCCGUCCAGCAUCUGUCAGUCGGUGGAGCCAGCACAGACCAGCUGGCGUCCUUCCUCAGCUACGUGAAGACUCUGGGCUACACGGACAGGCCGGACUACCGGCACCUCAAGCAGCUGUUGGCCAGCGCCGGCCCAGGACGACUGGGCCUCUCUGUGCCGCGAGACCCCCCCGCCAGGGAGAAGACCUCCACGGAUGAAGAACACAAGACCAGACCUGUUCCAGCUCGCUACAUGAGAGGACCCCCCCCCACUAAGCCUCGGUCCCAACAGAGCGACGACGCAGCCGGCAGAUCAUUGAGACCAAGACCCGUGGUGGCUUAUGGAGAAGAUGACAGUGAGGAGGAGGAGGCCCGACCCAAACCCGUCCCUGAUUGUUACCUGCGAGGCUCCUCGAUUGGCUCCAGAGAUCAGCCCAAACAGAGGACGGAUCGCACCUGGAAGGGCAGGAAACACACACGGCCGACGCACCACAGGGGGCCCCCCCCCCACCACCAGCAGCACCGCAGGGGGGCGGAGCUCCGAGAGCCCUGGUCGACCCCCUCGGACCAGCGAGGGCUCCGUGGGUGGGGGUAUGGCACCAGCCUCUGCUGGGAACACAGACGGGGCUCUGGUGAAAGGGGGGGGUCCGCUCUCGGGGGUCUGGAACAGGAAGCUGGCCCAUGGGGGAGGGGCCUGUGGACCCGGCUGGUGUACGUGAGCGUCCUGCUCUUCCUGGGGCUGGUCCUCGCUGUAUGAACCCCGCGUCCUCAGCACUGCUGGGGGGCCAUCUUCACCGUGAUGGGCUGAUAGAACAGCACAAGGACAGCCCCCACCCUGCUCGUUAGAUGCAUUUGAAUAGACACACCAAACACAUUCUGUCCAAAACGCUGCCCCCCCCACGCACCUUGCUGCAGUAAGGACACUCUCCGAAGACCAUGUAGAAGCUUUGCCGGCUGGAGGGGAGCGCUCGCAGCCACUGGGGGGGGCAGAGAGAGGAGCGCUUGUUUCAACACUCACUGCUGAAGAUGAUCAGACACAUGACAGCAUUUACUGCAGAGGACCACUGUGUCCCAAGGCCGUGCUGCUGAAUGUGGGGACAGCGUUGGCACUUCAAAUGAGAUCAGAGUGAAGAGUCGUUGUUCAACAUCAUCACACGUGUGUAAAAAAUACAACAAACAAGUGUCUAAAAUACACGUUUUCUUAAGUGA